Psammomys obesus (fat sand rat) is the source of this 3367-nucleotide messenger RNA. It is a transcript of the gene Angptl2, whose product is annotated as angiopoietin like 2. The transcript is spliced from 5 exons. The record is from RefSeq and is a predicted model, not a curated record. Bases 450 to 1931 code for a protein of 493 amino acids. Lineage: Eukaryota; Metazoa; Chordata; Mammalia; Rodentia; Muridae.
UCAGGCUGUGCUCACAGUUUCCUCUGGCGGCAUGUAAAGACUCCACAAAGGACCUGGGAGUUCAACUGAGGCUGCUGCAGUGGGCCUGGGGAUGGACCCCAAGCCUUGAGUGGUGCUGGCGGACCCAGGACCUACAAGGGGCAUGCACUAAGGCAGCUGCAGUCCACACUGUGAGGGAGAGCAGGUUGGGAGCAGCCCCAACGACAUCCCAGCCAGCCCCAUCCCCAGAAGCCGCUGAGAGCAUAGACUGCUGCCAGCAGAGGCCAGUAAGGCAGGGCUGCUCGGCCGCCAGUCCAGCCUGAGCCUCGGGACCCCUCCUGGAGGCGAUGGCCAGGUUGCCCUGCUGACGGCACCGGGAAGCAUGUGAGGCGCUGCUCCAGAGCUAAGCCGGAGAGAAGAGGCUUUCAGAGACCUCAUUCACAAAGACCAACCAACACACUGCAAGGACCAUGAGGCCACUGUGUAUGACCUGCUGGUGGCUUGGACUGCUGGCCACUGUUGGAGCUGCUACAGGCCCAGAGGAUGACGUUGAGGGCACAGAGGAUGGUUCACAGAGAGAGUACAUUUACCUCAACAGGUACAAGCGGGCAGGCGAGUCCCCGGACAAGUGCACCUACACUUUCAUUGUGCCCCAGCAACGGGUCACAGGUGCCAUCUGUGUCAACUCCAAGGAGCCCGAGGUGCACCUGGAGAACCGGGUUCACAAGCAGGAGCUGGAGCUGCUCAACAAUGAGCUGCUCAAGCAGAAGCGGCAGAUCGAGACGCUGCAGCAGCUAGUGGAGGUGGACGGUGGCAUCGUGAGUGAGGUGAAGCUGCUGCGCAAGGAGAGCCGCAACAUGAACUCUCGAGUCACACAGCUGUACAUGCAGCUCCUGCAUGAGAUCAUUCGCAAGCGAGACAACGCGCUGGAGCUCUCCCAGCUGGAGAACAGGAUCCUGAACCAGACAGCCGACAUGCUGCAGCUGGCUAGCAAGUACAAGGACCUGGAGCACAAGUUCCAGCACCUGACUAUGCUGGCUCACAACCAAUCAGAGGUGAUCGCACAGCUCGAGGAGCACUGCCAACGAGUGCCUGCAGCCAGACCCGUGCCCCAGCCACCCCCAGCCACCCCACCUCGGGUCUACCAACCCCCCACCUACAACCGCAUCAUCAACCAGAUUUCCACCAACGAGAUCCAGAGCGAUCAGAAUCUGAAGGUGCUGCCGCCGCCUCUACCCACCAUGCCCGCCCUCACCAGUUUGCCAUCUUCCACUGACAAGCCAUCAGGCCCAUGGAGAGAUUGCCUACAGGCCCUGGAAGAUGGCCACAGCACCAGCUCCAUCUACCUGGUGAAGCCUGAGAACACCAACCGCCUCAUGCAGGUGUGGUGCGACCAAAGGCAUGACCCUGGGGGUUGGACCGUCAUCCAGAGGCGCCUGGAUGGCUCUGUCAACUUCUUCAGAAACUGGGAGACCUAUAAGCAAGGAUUUGGGAACAUCGACGGCGAAUACUGGCUGGGCCUGGAAAAUAUCUACUGGCUGACGAACCAAGGCAACUACAAACUGCUUGUAACCAUGGAGGACUGGUCUGGCCGCAAGGUCUUUGCAGAAUAUGCUAGCUUCCGACUGGAGCCAGAGAGCGAGUACUAUAAGCUUCGGCUGGGGCGCUAUCAUGGCAAUGCAGGUGACUCCUUUACCUGGCACAACGGCAAACAGUUCACCACCCUGGACAGGGACCACGAUGUCUACACAGGAAACUGUGCCCACUAUCAGAAGGGAGGAUGGUGGUAUAAUGCCUGUGCUCACUCCAACCUCAAUGGAGUCUGGUACCGUGGGGGCCAUUACCGGAGCCGAUACCAGGAUGGGGUCUACUGGGCUGAGUUCCGAGGAGGAUCUUACUCGCUCAAGAAGGUGGUGAUGAUGAUUCGGCCCAACCCUAACACCUUCCAUUAAGCCUCCCUGCCUGGCCACUCACAGCCAUUGUCAGAAGCAAUCCCAGCUGUGUGACCUCAGUCUGGGAGGACAGGGUGCUGGACUCUGCUGUCCAAAAUCACCCUGCCAGAUGAUAGAAAGGAACAGUGUUCUCUGUCCCUCCUGCUUUCUUUUACAACAGACAGCCCCUCAUGUCCCGGGACAGGACAGAACUGUAGAUUCUUUCAAUCAGUUAAGUCCCUCCACUAAAAACACAACUGCCAACUCCAACAGACAUGACAGACAUGCAUAUGAGCCACUACGUGUGUGCUUAGACACAUAUAUCACACGUGGGAUGUCUAGAUACACAUAUGGGUCUCCACAUAUACUUAUCUGCUUCACACUCGGUUCUCAGAGGCUGACGCCAGCACAACAGCUUUGCACUUAGGAGAAUGCAUUUCUCUUUGUCUAAGGACAGAACAGGCUAUAUAGCCUGAAUUCAAAACACAGUCCUUGGCAUUGCCUAGAUUCUUCCCAGAAUGUCUGUAAGCUCAUCGCUCACAUAGGGUUCCUGAUCUUCUCUCUUCGGAGCCCCUUUGGGUACCUAAUCAACUGCUUCCCCUUUCAAGGUUGUAUUUUCCCCUUCUCAGGACAGCUCAGCAUUCCUCCGUCCAGUCACCCCUCAGCCUGCACCUUCUGUGUCUUGGUCUGUGGCUGCUCACUGGAGGUCAAGGGUCCUCUUCUCCCUUCUCCUUGGCCUCUCCUCUUCUGCCACACAGACCUUUAUUUUUUGCACAAUUCAUUGGCCUCUGGUGAGGAAACAGUCUGGGAUCAGAUUCCGGCUGGGAAAGGGAAGGCCAGACCAAAGGCCACAGUGGCAGCCACAUAGACCUGUACUCAGUUUUGCACCUUCCAUUCAUACUUUAGCCUCCACAGAAUUUUAACCUCCACACAAAUAGUACCCUGCCUUGCCAGAGACACGCCACUGGAGAGAAGUCACUGCCAGCAUGUUGGGACCCCAGUAACUGCGAUUUGAGGUCCUGUGCUCAUGGGUAACAUUUUGCAUCCUGUCCCCAAGCUACACCUCCCCAGAAGAUGGGGCCACACAAGGAUAAACUGACUGUUUUCCAUGUGUUGCAAUGCCCUCAGGGCUGGCUGCUGUACCAUACAGUCCUGAAUCCUGCAGGGCUUACAGUUACCAGAUGACUGCCAUGCAUACAGGGCAACAGAUAAGUCAAGAAGGUGAGACCCUCCCGGUGGGUACAUGUGCCAGGUGUGUGAGGUGUGGGGCAUUUGGUACUGUCCACAUCUGGGUACAUGCCUAUUACCUCAGCAUUUCUCCCAAUGUAGCAUGUUCUGUGUAUAUAUAUAUAUAUAUAAAAGGGAGGUUUGUUGUUGUUGUUUUUUUUUUUAAUAUAUUCCCAGACUAUCCUUGUAUUGACACAAAUCUGCAAUAAAAGCCAUCAGUGCUGCGUGGA